AACAUUUUUUUAUACAGUUUAAAACAUCUUUUAACACGCUUAUAUUAAUUUCACAUGUUUUUAAUAAAAAAUAUCAUAAUAAGGAGAACCAGAAAAUUAUAAACAUAAUAGUUUAUUAUUAUUAAAGGUUUGUGACAAUUUAAUUUCAGUACUUCAGCAUUUUUGCCUUGGUUGCGCCCAUGGAUUAUUAUCACAAUGAAAGAAUGCGAUCAUGCUAAUCACUAUUAUUUUCUUUAAUGACUGAAAAUUAUAUUAAAAAUUGAAUUUAUAAAAAUAUUCAUUGAAAAACAUUUGGUUGAAUCUAUUUCGUGAAAUGGUUGAAUUAGAAAAAAAUAAAAAUAUAUCUGUACACAUGGAUACAUUAGAGCAACAUCCACAUUGCUCACAUGGACCUACAAUACUUUUUUCUCGUGGCUUAGAUGGUAAAAAGUUUUACUCAUGUGCUGCAUAUAGAGAUAAAAAAAAAUGUUCAUUUUUCUUAUGGGAAAAUCAGAGUGGUGAGAAAUAUGUCCAACAAUUUGAAAGAGAUCCAAUUAUUUCAAAAAUGAUAAGAUUUAAACUGCAAUCAAGGUUAAAAUUUGUUAAAAGUUUGAAUCAAGAGAAUCGUAUUUAUUGCCAUAAAUGUAAUGAACUUUUGCCUAAAUCAGAAAAACAUUUGCAUUUGGAACAUGAAGAUUUUUUACAGGAAAACAUUGAUGAUUUUAAGUUGUCUCGCCCAUCUCAGUUGUUGAGGCCAUUUCAAGAGUCUAAAAGAGAGUCGCAAUAUUUUUUUACUGAUUCGACUAUAAAUGCAUUUUUAAAUAUGUUCAAAUCUCUCAAUAUAAAAUAUGUGGUAUGUAUAGGAGCUCCUACGAUACAUGAACAAAUUGUUUGUAAAGUUCCAGUUCUUAAAAGCAUUUUGUUGGAUAUAGAUCAUAGAUAUUUGCAGUUUUACCAGUGUAACGACUUUCGAUGGUUUAAUUUAUUUAAUUGUUACAUACUUGAAGAAUGUGAUACUAAAGAAAUUUUAGUGGAUUUAUUGAGUAAGGAAGAUUCUAUGGCUGUCCUAAUUGAUCCCCCAUUUGGCGGUAGGCUGGAACCAAUAGCCUAUACUAUGAAAAAAUUUGAUGACAUUAGAUUAAAACAUAAUAAAAACUUUUUGACAAAAUUUUUAAUACUACCAUAUUUCAUGGAGCGAUAUGUUAAGAGCUGUUUACCAGAAAUGAGUAUGUUAGAUUAUAAAGUUGACUAUAGUAAUCAUAAAAAAUUUAAUGAUACAGGAAGAAAUAAAGGAUCUCCAAUAAGACUGUUUACUAAUGCUAAUCAAAGUAAAAUACCUUUACCAUCUGAUGAAAAUUAUCAUUUUUGUGAAGAAUGCAAUCGCUGGGUUAGUGGGGAAAAUAAUCAUUGCUAUCAAUGUGGUGGUUGUAUGUCUAAAAAUGGACGAAAAUAUAUUCAUUGUAAUUUAUGUAAAAAAUGUGUUAAAUGCACUUGGAAACAUUGUAAAAAAUGUAAGAAGUGUUGCUUACCAGAUCAUAGAUGUAUUAAUGAUCAAAUAAAGACAUCAUCAAAAAAUAAAAGACAAGGCCAAAAUAAGAAGUAUAAAUCCUCAAUAAAUUUGAAGUCAACAAUGAUAAAAAAGAAUAUAUAUAAUGAAGAAAUAAAAAGAUUUUAGCAGUGACAUUUAAACUUUUAAGNAU
Daktulosphaira vitifoliae (grape phylloxera) is the source of this 1679-nucleotide messenger RNA. RefSeq names its product rRNA N6-adenosine-methyltransferase ZCCHC4-like. Gene Ontology annotation, biological process: rRNA methylation. Bases 314 to 1654 code for a protein of 446 amino acids. Lineage: Eukaryota; Metazoa; Arthropoda; Insecta; Hemiptera; Phylloxeridae. Gene Ontology annotation, cellular component: nucleolus; cytoplasm. The record is from RefSeq and is a predicted model, not a curated record. The transcript has 10 exons. Gene Ontology annotation, molecular function: rRNA (adenine-N6-)-methyltransferase activity.